ACUUUGGCGCCAUCAUGUGGCAUUUUAGAAUAUAAGAGAAAAAAAAACCCACCAAAAUAAUUUACAAGUACACUGGAGGAAAAACCACACCAGUACAGAGUCGAGACCCUAAACUCCGAACUACAAGGCGGACCUUUCUAAGCACAUGACGUCAUGCCCUUGCUGAUCUUUGGCAUCACAAACAAGCACACUGGCAGUGCAAUGGAAAUGAGUUAUAAUAACAAUGUACCACUUUGCAUUUGGGGCAAAAAAAACAAACAAAAAAAAAAAAAAACAUCACACCUGCUCAUUUGGUUUCUGCACCUGGCGGCUGUUUCAGGAGGCAGACCCGUAAUCAUAGACGAAAGCAUUUUGAAGGGAACAUAUCAAACUAGAUUCGAAAAUGUACAUUUUGGCUCACUGACUUUUUCAGACAUCCGCACGAUGGAUUCCUUCCAAAAACCCAAUACUCUUGAUGAAAUAGAUGAACACUGCCAAAACCGAACUUGGGACCAGAUUUGGUUAUUCGUCAAUAUUUUCGUCCUGGUCGUAGGUGGAAUGGGCAACGGCAUUUUGUUUUGGUUACUUCACCGGGAGAUGAAGUCAAACUCUGCUUCAAAGGUCAGUUGAUCGCAUUUCUGUCAUUUUGCUGAUGUUUUUUAGGAGUUUUUUUUUUGCUUCUUAAAUGGAAUUCACACCAAAAUCUGUCUCCCAGGUCCUUGGUCUGAACCUUGUUGCGAUGGAUUUCAUGUUCAUCAGUUUUUUGCCAUUCGCCUGUGCUUUUGAUCCCUACAUGAGUCUGACAAAUACGACAGGUGAGCAUGCUUGGCCAAAUCAAAUUUUCAACAUUUGGGGAAAGCCAUUUUUUGAAGAGACUUAAUAUCCAAGCCCAUUUAUUAGUACAGUAAACCCACCUCGAGCUAUGAUAUAUCAUAUAUUUAUGAUAUAAUGAUAGAAAUGCCUUCUUUAAAUAUUCCGUUGUCAUCUUUGAGAGCAUUUAUGGGCACAAAAGACACUUCAAAAGAAGACAUUUAAAAAAAAACAUUAAGAGAGAGCAAUGGAUAAGAGAAAAAUAUUGUACAAACAUUGCAACAGUGUACCGGCGUCUCGAUGGAAUGGAAUUAAAUCACAUUGAAGGUCAUUGCACAUGUCACAAGACAUAACGGCCUGAUUUAAAUCAAAUCACAGCAAACUUAGCAGAAUCAGAGGUGUCAAAUCCAGGUCCAGAAAGUAAAAAACCUUUGUCACAGUUUAGCUUUAGGCGCAGUUGCUUCUACUCAACGAGAUCGAACUAGGCUGAGCUAGAAAUGCUUCCUGACACUAUGCCACCAUCUGUUGGCCAACAGUGCAAUUACACCCAACAAAAACAGGACAACACAAAUCGACCGCAAAAUGGCAAGACCGUGUGAACCUGCGAGUGUUAACUGCUUUCCAGAAACCAAGCUUAUCUACCACACUUCCAUCAACGUGUCGGAAAACGUGUUUGGAAUGUUCAACGUGAUCGGCUGUCCCUUGCUGUUGACCUGCAUGUGCAUCGAGCGCUACCUGGCCGUAGUCCAACCCGUGUUGUACCUGAAAGUGCGAAAGUGGGAGUACCGCGUAGCCGUGUCCAGUGUGGUGUGGCUACUCACGUUUUCCUUCUGCCUGGCUUCGGGUAAGCUCUGUUUGAGUCAUGGCAAAUUAUGGCGAGCAAUCCUAAGUGUUUUGUUUUACGCAGGUAUUAUCAACGACCUGUCUGUCAUGCUCGCGCCCGUGUGCAUCGUCAUCUCGUGCCUCUUCCACGUCAUGUUUGCCAGCCUCAUGGGCGUGGUCCUGUCCCUUCGCCAACAAAGCCCAGCGUACACGAGCGCCAAUCAGGCCGGCUCGCCGCUAAAGAGACGGGCGGCGGUCAACGUGCUGACGGUGGUGGUGCCCGCCGUGAUUGCCUACACGCCCGUUUGCGUCAUGCUGCCUUUGCUUUUUUUGACCAUUUAUAAUCGGCUGGAACUAAGCCGAGUGGCGUGUGUUGCUUAUCAGUUCUGUCAGAUGUUUCCAAGGCUCGGCGUGCUGAUAGGGCCUUUGUUUUACCUCGCCAAGGCAAAGCAAAUCUUUUGUCUGACGGGGAAGGCGAGCAGCGCGCGGGGAAUCGUGUCAUGAGCGCCUUUGGGGUUUAUAUUCUGGUGAGAGUUGUAAAUCUGUGACGCAGAGAUG
Molecule: messenger RNA, 2169 nt
Organism: Hippocampus comes (tiger tail seahorse)
Lineage: Eukaryota; Metazoa; Chordata; Actinopteri; Syngnathiformes; Syngnathidae
Exons: 2
Coding region: 1372-2115 (247 amino acids)
Biological process (GO): phospholipase C-activating G protein-coupled receptor signaling pathway; positive regulation of Rho protein signal transduction
Cellular component (GO): plasma membrane
Molecular function (GO): G protein-coupled receptor activity
Source: RefSeq, a predicted model, not a curated record